Aspergillus ochraceoroseus IBT 24754 is the source of this 3166-nucleotide messenger RNA. RefSeq lists its product as uncharacterized. The transcript is spliced from 2 exons. Gene Ontology annotation, biological process: nucleoside metabolic process. The coding region runs from base 410 to 2959 and encodes 849 amino acids. Gene Ontology annotation, molecular function: ADP binding; protein binding; ATP hydrolysis activity. The record is from RefSeq and is a predicted model, not a curated record. Lineage: Eukaryota; Fungi; Ascomycota; Eurotiomycetes; Eurotiales; Aspergillaceae.
GCGAAUCCUGACUGUUGUAUGUUUUUUUUUACUUGUCAGGUUUAGCGCCUGUGCUGCUUUACAUCAUUUAUUGGACUUCCUUCUGGUAUGUUAUGGAUCUCCUGUUGACCAGGAAAAUUCUCCCCCCCAUUCCUCUCAGCCUCCGAGAAAGCCUUACGCAUAUCCAUAUCCAUCAUUGGGUGCUUCAGUAAACAGCAUGAGCCAGCUUCGCGAGAUACUACCCCUCCUAUGCGCGGCUAUUACAGGUCUGUGGUUGGUACCUAAAUUGCAAGGCUGUGUGCAUAAACAGCCUUAUAUAUCUCUUUCACCCUCCAGCUUCCGGUAUUCAUAUCCUCAUCGUCUAGCCCUUGACACGGUAGAAUCAAUGUGGAUCUUUAUAUUAUAGUCACCUCUGCUAUUCUUCACUGAAAUGCGUCCCAAAAGCCGGAAUGAUUUCACGAUCGCGAUUAUAUGCGCCCUUCCUCUCGAGGCUGAUGCCGUCGAAGCCUUUUUCGAUGAAACCUAUGAUCGGUUGGGCAGAUACUACAGCAAACAACCAGGCGAUAGGAAUGCAUAUAUUAAUGGCAGAAUUGGCAGGCAUCAUGUGGUCCUGUGCUACUUGCCAGGCAUGGGAAAGGGGAGCGCAGCCAGUGUUGCCUCAAGCCUACGAGUGAGCUAUACUGGCGUCCAUCUUGCUCUAGUGGUUGGUAUAUGUGGAGGGGUUCCAUCAAUAUCAAACGAUCAGAAGAUAUUUCUAGGCGAUGUUAUUAUCAGCGAUGCUGUGAUCGAGUACGACUUUGGGCGACAAUACUCUGGUGGUUUUCAACGAAAGACCGGUGUCAAGGAGACACUUGCCAGGCCAGAUCAAGAAAUUCGGAGCCUUCUUAAUGGUCUUAGGGCUGAUAAGACCAGCCGUGAAAUUGAAAGCCAGAUACUUGAGUAUCUUCAUGUGAUUCAGCAAGGAGACAAAAAGUGGAACCAUCCACAAAUUGAUGAUAUUCUUUUCAGAGCUUGUCACCUCCACAAGCAUUACAAUCAUUCUAUCGAAUGCUGUUGUUUGCAGAGUGACUCUUUUGAUAGCAUUUGCGAAAACGCACUGAAGGAAAAUUGCAAUGAUCUUGGAUGUGAUAACGAGGAAAUCAUACGUUGCCGAAAGCCUUCAGAAAAUGCCCGAGUUUCAGCAUAUAUUGGUACAGUCGCCUCUGCUGAUACAGUGAUGAAAUCAGGACAACACCGCGAUAGUAUAAGUCAAAAAGAAGGCGUUAUUGGCUUUGAGACGGUGGGAGCAGGGGUGUGGGAUAAUAUUCCAUGUAUUAUCAUUAAGGGUGUGUGUGACUAUGCAGACAGCCACAAGAACAAUUUAUGGCAAGCAUAUGCAGCAGCAACUGGAGCGGCAGCAGCAAAGGCUUUCCUGGAAUACUGGAGGCCUUCUGGCCAAGAAGAUGCGAGCAACAAAUGUCACUCAAUGAUCCCAUUUGAGAGAAAUCCGCGUUUUGUGGGCCGCCAGGAAGAAAUCCGCAUGCUAGAGGAUCUCAUCUCCAGGUCCAAUGGACCAAAAAAACUUGCGAUUACUGGAUUAGGCGGCACUGGGAAAACCCAAGUAGUGCUUGAGCUUGCUUACCGCAUGCAGGACAGAGAUUCUGAUUGUUCCAUUUUUUGGAUUCCCUGUACCAGCCACAAAGCUAUUGAACAGGCAUGCAUGACCAUCACACAAAUGAUAGGGAUCCAGGAUGCGAAGCCAGCAGAGGUGAAAGAGCAUAUCAAGGAUUAUUUCAGCCAAAAAGACAGGAAAUGGCUUCUGAUUUUCGACAACAUUGACGAUAUGGAUAUGUGGACCAAGUGCAGCAGUACCUCCCCGCCACUAAAGGAUUUUUUCCCUCACAAUAACCAAGGUCAUAUUAUCUUUACUACUCGCAAUCGGAAGUUAGCUGUAAAACUAGCGUCUUCUGUUGUGAUACAUGUCCCCGAACUUGAUGAAAAAACAGGUAUAGAGCUUCUGAACAAAUUAUUAAUUCAGAAAGACCUGCUUGACAACAUCCAUCCAGCAAUCAAUCUUCUUGAACAGCUUACUUUUCUCCCAUUGGCUAUUGCCCAAGCUGCAGCAUAUAUCAACGAAAACGGUAUAGGAGUGUCUGAAUACUUGCUGCUUCUACAAGAACCAGAGGCAGAUGUUAUAGAGCUACUGAGUGAGAAGUUUUGUGAUGAUGGACGCUACAAUGAUAUGCAAAACCCAGUAGCUAUAACCUGGCUAAUCUCGUUUCAUCAGGUUCAGAAGCUUGACCAACUUGCUUCUGAUUAUCUAUCACUUAUGGCCUGCAUUCAUCCGCGCAAUAUACCACAAUCCUUUCUCCCACCAGCAGCAUCUAGAAAAAAGAUGGUUGAUGCUCUUGGCCUUCUGAAUGCAUAUUCGUUUAUUACAAUCCAGCCUGAGAAUGGCUUUAUCACCCUCCAUCGCUUGGUACGCCUGGCAACUCGAAAUUGGAUGAUAAAGGAGGGACGGUUUCCACUCUAUAUUACUAAAGCAGCAGAUCGAAUGAACAAGAUCUUCCCCCACGGUCCGCAUGGCAAUCGACAGCUUUGGAGGGAGUGCCUACCUCAUGCACUGUCCUUCUCAGAAGAGAAUGAGUUCAAAAAGAGACAAGAGCGGUAUAUUAACUGUAUUUGGAAGAUGGCGAGCUGUUUCGAUCGUGGCGGGAGAUAUAAUGAAGCAGAAGAGCUGCUUGUGCGGGUAAUAAAGACCUGGAAACAGGUGCUCGGGCCAGAGCAUCCUAACACUGUGACUAGCACGGGCAGUCUGGCAUUGACAUACCAGAGUCAAGAACAAUGGAAGGAAGCCGAAGAGCUAUUUCCGCAGGCGAUAGAGACUCAGAAACCUGAUACUCUGACUAGCAUGGCCAACCUGGCCUGUACCCGGAAACCCCAAGGAAAAGACGAAGAAGCUUUAGAGUUGAUGAUGGAGAGCUGCUCAGUGGCUGUAUAACACAGUACGUACUGGGGCCGGAUCACCUACUAGCCCUAUCUAUCCUGUUCUUGCAUCCUCGGCAACUGGACGAAGUGGAUUAGUUUCUAUACAAUGCCGGGGGCCUGUAACUAGUUAUGUAUGUAUAGUUAGCAAACCAAAACAGUACUUUUUGUGUAAGAUUAGAACUAUGUACAUAAGAGGUGAAAGCUACUUAAUCUAAUAUUA